UCUCUCUCUCUGCUGAUGGGAGGAGCGCAGCGAAACUCCUCUCUGUAUAAGAAGUGUUGAACGUUCAACAAGGGAUUUUACACAGCUACUCAGGAGAAACGAAAUGAUCUGCCCUGGAGCCGCAGCAAAAUGCUGGAUGGACACCUACUCCUGGGAUGGUUAUCGUUCACAGUUAUAGUAUAUCUUCUCAACUUGCCUGGACCAACCGCAGCAUAUUUCGGGUUGACAGGUAAUGAACCGUUGUCUAUCCUGCCACUGAACUCUCUACCAGAGGAGAACGUGGGCAGGGCCCACUACAAGCUGUGCGACCGGCUCAAACUGGAAAAGAAGCAGCGCAGGAUGUGUAGACGAGACCCGGGCGUGGCGGAGACCCUUAGAGAGGCCAUCACCAUGAGCGCCCUAGAAUGCCAGUAUCAAUUCCGCUUUGAGAGGUGGAACUGCACCUUAGAGGGGCGCCACCGAGCCAACAUACUAAAGAGAGGAUUUAAAGAGACAGCCUUCUUGUAUGCCAUCUCCUCGGCGGGCCUGACCCAUGCCAUGGCCAAAGCUUGCAGCGCAGGACGCAUGGAGCGCUGCACGUGUGACGAAGCCCCGGACCUGGAGAACCGCAAGGCGUGGCAGUGGGGAGGUUGCGGUGAUAACCUCAAAUACGCCAACAAGUUUGUCAAGGACUUCCUGGGCAAACGCUCCAACAAAGACCUGCGCGCACGCGUGGACAUGCACAACACAAAUGUGGGCAUGAAGGUAAUCAAGGCCGGAGUGGAGACCACAUGCAAAUGCCAUGGUGUCUCUGGCUCCUGCACCGUCCAGACCUGCUGGAGGCAGCUCCAGCCCUUCCAUGAGAUCGGCAAGCAGCUGAAGCAACGCUACGAGACCUCUAUCAAGGUUGGCAGCUCCACCAAUGAGGCCACGGGGGAGGGAGAGAUCUCCACAGGCCGGAGUCAGCAGCAGCAGCCCCUGCCCGGCCUGAACGAUCAGAUACCUCGCACUAUGGACUUGCUCCACAUCGAGGACUCGCCCAGUUUCUGUAGACCCAGCAAGUACUCGUCAGGCACGGCAGCCCGCAAGUGCUACAAGGACAAGAACUGUGACGCUAUCUGCUGUGGGCGAGGCCAUAACACUCAAAGUAGGGAGGUGACCCGGCCCUGCCAGUGCCAGGUGCGCUGGUGCUGCUACGUCGAAUGCAAGCAGUGCACACAGAGAGAAGAGGUGUAUACCUGCAAAGGGUAAACCAGCCACCUGUAAGCCCCUAUGAUCAGUGGAGCAAGUGAAAGAUGGUUGUGUUGAAGAGGAGUGGUUGUGUUCUCAAACAAGGUUUUGCCUCCACUUUCGGAACAGUGUUCUGCAAACAAAAGAGGAGCAUGCCGAUGGAGAAGCAAUAAGCACUUUGAGGGAUUUCUGUGGUUUGGUUUUCAGAGCUCCUGUGGCCCUCCUGUGUCUGGGGGAUGAAAGAUGAAAAAAAGACCUUCUCAGACAACUGGGUCAACAUCUCAAGCUUUUUUAUCAUGGUUUUGCCUUGAACAGAGAAGCUUUUAUUUUCCUAUAAAAAAAAUCCCAUUGCAUCUUUUCACAAAAAAACAGAGAUUAGCAUCCAGUUAAUGAGGAUCCGACACAAGGACAGUAACAGACUGGUUUCUGGGGCCUUGCCCAAAGAAGAAUGGUGUGUAUGUGUGUGCGUUUGUCAAUCUUUACGUGUGUGUUUAUAUGUGAAAUGUGAUAGAUAGUGAGGGGGCAGGGAGUUCGAAUGACGACUUUUAUGGCAAUGAAAACCAUAUUCAGAGACUGCUAAAAAGAAAAAAAAAAAAAGACAGGGUGUAAGAUUUACUCUACACGCACAUAUUUACACUCACACACAUGUGUGUUUGUAUAUGUAUGUAAAUAAAUUCAGUUAUAUUGUAAUGAUAUUAUACAAGCCACUUAUCUAACUAUGUUAAAACAAACCACUAACCACACAAAUGUUUUGCUGUUUGUGUGCUUUCACUUCUUUUUCUUCUUGAUUCAUGUCGACAAGGCCCUUUGGAAAGCAGCACACUUGUGUCCGUCGUCUUGCUGUGGAUAAUUUAUAGAUCCUUUGGGACUACUCCUUCACAGGGAGGAAAAAAAGAUCUCAUUUUUUCUUUUCUUUUUUAAAUAAUAUAAUAUGAAGCUGUUAGUAAAUGCAUUAACAGAAAAUAACUAAACCAGUCAGUUUAGGCUAUUCUCGGCCUUGAGCGAACCAGUGUUCAGGGAAUAACUUAAACCACUAUAACUAUUUGGAUAAAAUAGGAGUGAAGUUGUCCAAGUUGGAGGUACAGUGAUCUUUUUAUUAUAACCAACAUCAUUGCAACAGGUGAUCACUUGACCAGCAAAUGGUCCACGUGUGACUCAGAUCUGAAAUUGUGGAGCUCUGCAGAGCUCAAAUCUACUUAUUAGAGGGCUUUUUUGUUUUUGUUUAACUUUGAAUACUUUGAAGUUGUAAAGAAAACUGUGGAGAACUGGAGGAAUGUAGCCCCCUGCCAUUUCACAUCCUUCUUUCCUCUUUAGCUGCCACGAUUUGAUUGAGCCAUAUUCAACACAUGUAGACAUGCAGCACAUACAGUGGGCGCUGCGUCAGUCAGUCCAAACGGUAUUGGGCAACUAAGAAGGUAAUCUAACUUGACGUGUCUGCAGAGUUGCUCGAGUGAAGAUGAAUGCGUAAGUCUCGUAGCUAAUAUAAAUAUAUUUUAUAUGAGUAAAAUUUGUGUAAUUCUGUGCAAAUUGACGUCUAAAUGCAAACAUUGGGGUUUUACAUACCUGCUGUCUUCAUUCAGAAGUCAGUGAAGUUGUUAUAAUACACAAGUUAAUUAGCUUUUUCAAAUUGUUGCUUGAGACAAUUAACACAAUGCAACAUACUGAACCCUGCCAUGCAACUACAGUGACAGUUUAAAGGAAUAUACCAUUCUCAUGUCUGUCCAGGAAAUAAAAGGCUACAGCUAGCAGCCAGUUAGCUUAGUUUAGCACAAAGACUGGAAACGGGGAAAACAGCUAGCCUGGCUCUAUCUGAGGGCAGCAAAAUCAGCCGAUCAUCACGUCUAAAGCUCACCAAUUUGCAUAUUAUAUCUCAUGUUGUCUUGCCUUGCUUUACACUUCAGCUUUUGUACGGAUUAAAGAAACAAGAUAUAACAUAUAGAUCAGUGAACUUUGGAGGUGCUGCUAUGUGGAUUCUGUUACCUUUGGAUGGAGGCAGGCUAGCUGUCAAAGUUUAAUAUUAUAAGAAAUCCCUCUUUACAAACAAAUAAUGCAGACAAUAAUAUUUCAUUGUAUUCUCAGCAUUUAGCUUCUGAGAACAUUGCUAUAUACUAUAAGAUAUAUGCCUUGUUUUAGAUGGGUGUGAAUUAACUACUGAGUGAGGGACCCAGCUUUGUAUUAUAGCGCCAUUCACGCACUGAAGCCCAGAAGCCCUUUAAAGUAUUUUAAGAUCUGUAUUUAUGGAUACAGUGCAGUGCCGAAUUAAAAAAAAACUGUAAAUAGCAAAGGUUUCUUCUUCUGUGGUAUAUAGACAAAAGUGAGGCACAUGUUCAACUCUCACAAGCAACUGAAACAGAAAUUGGUCGCAAUAACAAAUGUUAGGAUGAGGGAUCGAUUGUAAUCAGCAAUACAACACCAUGCCAAACAUCCAUUAAAAAUGGCUUUUACAUUUACAGAUAGUUUAGUCUUUAACGAUGAUUACCACAAAAUUCAAAAUUAAACCACGGUUCUCAUUAGCGAUCUCAUGCUUUAGGAAGAGAGCCUUGCAUGGUUUAUUUGUCCUAAGGAGAUGAAUUCCAAGCAUUUUGAUAUGAGAAGGCAUACCAAAUAAAGACUGGUCAAAACAUAUAGAUAGAACUUUGCACGCUACAUGGAAACCAUAAUAGCUAUGCUGAGACUCGAAGCACAACCACAGCUUUCGGUGUGUGCGUUCUCCACACACAAACACACCUCGGCCCAAAUACACUGAGGUUCUCCACUAUUGAAAGGAUACACAACAGGCAUGACAGGAAUACCGAAUGCAUACAGAGUGCAUUUUUGUUUGUUUAUAGAUUGUACAUAGGCCUAAAAUUUUCUCCGGAGGAAGAGGCGCAUGAUGCAGCAGUUGGUCGGUUUUUAGACGUCACAGUCGUCCACAUUCUCAAAUAAAAAGCUCUGCACUGUUUAGUCGUCAGUGGAUCAUGUACAGAAUUCUGUUUUGUAGAAAAAAAUUAAAGAUAAAUUAUUUUUAAAAUAUAUUAAGAGCAUGUGUUUAGUGUAAAUAACGUCAAAGUCUAAAUUGAUUUUAUAUCCUGUAUUUUUUACUCUGUUUUUCUUAUGGGUGUUUGUUCCUUUUUGGGGUGGAGGCUUUGAAAAGCAGUGUAUACUUUAAACAUAUUUCAUUUCAUAUCUCAUCAAUUGCUGUUAUCUAAGCACUAACAAAUCCUAACAAAUUUAGAAUCAACUCACGUUUAGCUGUCUUUUAUUCAUGCACACGAUCAUGACACAUUUUUGAGAGUAUUCAGACAAAAUCACAGUCAUCAACAAUAUUUUUAUAGGAUUUGAUCUGUUUGUAUAAUCGACUUUUUUUGUGAAAAGACUUUGUAAUGUUGGUUAUAUGAUGCAGUAUAAACUCAUGAAUGCAUCAGUGUGGACUUGUUUGUACGCACCUUUGGAUCACUUUACAUGUACAUGUACUUUUUGUUAGGAUUUGUGCUGUGCUUGUAAAAGAAAGAUAAAACACAACAACCAUGUAUUGCCCUUUGUGAUGAUACUACACCAACAAAGCUUUGUCCAUGUUCACUUAUUCAUGUCUUAUGGGAACUCUAAAUUAUUUUCCUCUACCUCAUGUGUAUAGCUUGUAGGUAUAAACAGAUCACAAAUGACUGGUAAGAAUGUAUUUAAGUUAUUUAACAUCUUUGUAUAACAAAGGCGAAAAAAUCUGAAACAAUAAAUGAAUUUUUAAAUUA
Micropterus salmoides (largemouth bass) is the source of this 4934-nucleotide messenger RNA. It is a transcript of the gene wnt9a, whose product is annotated as wingless-type MMTV integration site family, member 9A. The record is from RefSeq and is a predicted model, not a curated record. NCBI's taxonomy places the organism in Eukaryota, Metazoa, Chordata, Actinopteri, Centrarchiformes, Centrarchidae. The transcript has 4 exons. Gene Ontology annotation, biological process: neuron differentiation; cell fate commitment; multicellular organism development. Gene Ontology annotation, cellular component: extracellular region. Gene Ontology annotation, molecular function: cytokine activity; frizzled binding.